AUGUCGAUAUGUUUCUCUAGCAUCAUGGAAGCAGCUGCCGUUCGUGCUCAGUCUGAGUUCAACCUUGUGCUCACAUCCCAAAAGGCGAACGCGCAAGUGCACUCCUACGUCUCCACAAAUGGCACCUCCAAAAUCCUGUCUUCCGCCAUGCUCCAUCGGCUUCAAGCAUCCGCAAACGACCACCAGGUCACGAGUUGGCGGCGGCGACUCACAACACCACACAAUCUCGGGAAUGCGGAUGCCAAAUCCCAAAUGCAAAAACCAAUCUCCCCAAUUUCUCGGGAAAGAAGAGGGAGGCACGACCGAUACACAGCAGACCGCUGCUUCUCUGUACAACGACCAACUCCAUCGCCCGCAUCAAACAUGACAAAAAAAAUUCUCUUCCAGUUCUGCUCGUGCAACAACACCACGUCCCGAUCUUCUACGGAACACACCCUCUCACAACCAAAUGACAUCGCUCGCAUCGAUGAUCAAGGACCGAGAAGAAAAAAAAACCACCACCACGUCCCUCAAAACCCUGUCACAACAUCUUCUAGCUAUGUAAUGAGCCGCGCAGAGUCCGUCGCACCAAUCUCACUCGGUGGUAUGUUCCUGGUCGUGCAGAUCUACUCAAACCCAUAUUCCUGGAAACUUAAUUUUUUCUCGCUGCAUCAAGGGUAG
Messenger RNA from Pseudocercospora fijiensis CIRAD86, 660 nucleotides. RefSeq lists its product as uncharacterized. The transcript is spliced from 7 exons. The record is from RefSeq and is a predicted model, not a curated record. NCBI's taxonomy places the organism in Eukaryota, Fungi, Ascomycota, Dothideomycetes, Mycosphaerellales, Mycosphaerellaceae. Bases 1 to 660 code for a protein of 219 amino acids.